Branchiostoma floridae (Florida lancelet) is the source of this 1266-nucleotide messenger RNA. Its product is annotated as actin-like. The coding region runs from base 119 to 1249 and encodes 376 amino acids. The record is from RefSeq and is a predicted model, not a curated record. The transcript has 6 exons. NCBI's taxonomy places the organism in Eukaryota, Metazoa, Chordata, Leptocardii, Amphioxiformes, Branchiostomatidae.
CUCCAGACCCAGACCCACUUCCACGGGAGCUCCUCCUCACAAGACACUCUGCACUCCUGCUGUAACUGUCGGCCAGCUUUGUACCCGUACUUAUCCCUGACUCAUCUGACCAAUCACAAUGGAAGAAGAAGAGGCCACAGCUUUGGUGAUCGACAAUGGCUCCGGCCUCUGCAAGGCUGGCUUCGCCGGUGACGACGCGCCCAGGGCAGUCUUCCCUUCCAUCGUCGGCCGCCCAAGGCAUCAGGGCGUGAUGGUCGGUAUGGGUCAGAAGGACGCCUACGUCGGUGAUGAGGCUCAGAGCAAGAGAGGUAUCCUCUCUCUGAAAUACCCCAUCGAACACGGUAUUGUCACCAACUGGGACGACAUGGAGAGGAUCUGGCACCACGCUUUCUACAACGAGCUGCGUAUCGCCCCCGAGGAGCACCCCAUCCUCCUUACUGAGCCCCCACUGAACCCCAAAGCCAACAGGGAAAAGAUGACCCAGUUGAUGUUCGAGACCUUCAACGCCCCCGCCAUGUACGUGGCCAUCCAAGCCGUGCUGUCCCUGUACGCCUCCGGUCGUACCACCGGUAUCGUCAUGGACACCGGUGACGGUGUGACCCACGCCGUGCCCAUCUAUGAGGGCUACUGUCUCCCCCACGCCAUCAUGCGUCUGGACCUGGCCGGAAGGGACCUGACCCACUACCUGAUGAGAAUCCUCUGCGACCGCGGCUACUCUUUUGUGACCACUGCUGAGAGAGAAAUUGUCCGUGACGUGAAGGAGAAGCUGUGCUAUGUGGCCCUGGACUUCGAGCAGGAGAUGAUGACUGCGGCCACCACCUCCAGCCUGGAGAAGAGCUACGAGCUGCCUGACGGACAGGUCAUCACCAUCGGCAACGAGAGGUUCCGCUGCCCCGAGACCCUGUUCCAACCUUCCUUCAUCGGCAUGGAAUCUCCCGGUAUCCACGAGCAAACCUACAACAGCAUCAUGAAGUGCGAUAUCGACAUCCGUAAGGACCUGUACGCCAACAACGUGCUGUCCGGCGGCACCAGCAUGUUCCCGGGUAUCGCUGACCGUAUGCAGAAGGAGAUGACCGCGCUCGCCCCCAGCACCAUGAAGAUCAAGAUCAUCGCUCCCCCAGAGAGGAAGUACUCUGUAUGGAUCGGCGGGUCCAUCCUGGCAUCCCUGUCCACCUUCCAGCAGAUGUGGAUCACCAGGCAGGAGUACGACGAGUCGGGACCAGCAAUUGUCCACCGCAAGUGCUUCUAAAUGUUUCGUAGAGAGAG